Messenger RNA from Filobasidium floriforme, 2622 nucleotides. RefSeq names its product kinase-like domain-containing protein. The record is from RefSeq and is a predicted model, not a curated record. The transcript has 11 exons. Gene Ontology annotation, molecular function: protein kinase activity; ATP binding. Gene Ontology annotation, biological process: protein phosphorylation. Bases 1 to 2622 code for a protein of 873 amino acids. NCBI's taxonomy places the organism in Eukaryota, Fungi, Basidiomycota, Tremellomycetes, Filobasidiales, Filobasidiaceae.
AUGAACCGUCCACCCGCAGUCCGACCGGGUACAGCCAUCCGACGCUCUUCCAUCCACCUGGACGACUAUUCUCCCAUUUCCAACCUGGAAGAUUGGGACGUGCAAGAAUGUAUAGGACAGGGUAGUUUCGGGGUGAUACACAAGGUUCAGAGGAAGUCGGAUGGAUAUAUUGCGGCCAUGAAGCAACUAGACUAUUCUAAGCUCUCCCCGAAAGAUCGACGUCAGAUGGUCGAGGAAGUACGAAUUUUGGGGUCAUUACGGAACAAACACGUCGUUCAGCUCAUCGACAAGAUUAUGGAUACGGCGACGUCGAGGUGUUUCAUCAUCAUGGAGUUCUGCGGCGGAGGCGACCUGGGAAAGAUCCUCGACAGGUACCGCCAUCGCGGCAAAUCCAUCCCGGAACACAUCGUCUGGAACUAUUUCAUCCAACUCACUCAGGCUCUUCAUCACUGUCAUCAUCCCGAAGACCGUCAUCUCCCUUCAUCUUCUUCUUACGCUUCUCCUUCUCGUACUUCAACCUCGCCGGACACAGCAACUGGGAUCCCAGGGUCAUCGUUUGAGAGGAAAUCGAGCAUCGUACCUGGACGGGAGAUGGGUUUGAGGAGAAAGUUGGAUUCGUUGGAUAUCAGCCCUGGAGGCGGAGAUCCGUUGGGUUUGGGAUUGGGAGGUGGAACGGCAAGGCGGAGGAUGGACGUCAAGGCUAGUUCGGCUGGGCAGGUUUUGCAUCGGGAUUUGAAACCUGAGAAUAUCUUCCUGGACGCAGACGACAACAUCAAACUCGGAGAUUUCGGGUUGAGCAAGAACUUGGUAGCGGGUGCUUUCACACAGACAUACGUUGGAACUCCGCUCUAUAUGCCCCCGGAGAUCUUGAAGGAGAGCAAGUACGAUCACAAGAGCGAUAUCUGGAGUUUGGGAUGCUUGGUGUACGAGCUAUGUACUCUGUCAUCACCAUUCGCUUCGGCUAAAUCCCAGACGGAAUUGUUGUCCAAGGUCAUGCAUUCGAAAUGGACGCCGAUCGGUCCUGCGUACAGCUCGGGGUUGAGGGAUCUUGUUACGAGGAUGUUAUCGAUCGAUCCGGCAAGACGGCCUUCUACCAGGGACUUGCAAAACUCGCCGGAUAUGAAGCAUUGGAAGAAGGAACAAGAUCGACAACGGGUCAAGGCUGAGCAGGAUAGGAUCGCCGCCGAGCUUGAGAAGAAAGUGGAUCAACUCGUGGCUAUCAAGGAGGCCAUCAUCACCCGAGAAAAGACUUGUGCAGCAAAAGAGCAGGCCUUUUCAACAAGAGAGCAAGCCUGCGUGGCAAAAGAGCAGGAACUAAUCGCACAGCAGGAACACAUCCAAGCGGUCUGGAGACAAGAACAAGACAGCAUGAGCGCACAGAGGGCUCAACUGAAUGCCGACUAUGAGAAGAUGUCGCAAGAACUUCAGGAAGAUCGAGCACGGAUUCAAGCUCGGCAAGCAGAGUUGGCGGUGAAGGAGAAGGAUUUGACGAGUCGGGAGAGGGAGCUGGUUUGGGGAAGGCGGGAGUUGGAGGCGGGGCGUGCGGAUCUGGAGACGGCCAUGGCGAGAUGGAACACGGAAAAGGCUACGGCGAGCGGGUCAGAUGUCAAGUUGCCCGAACGAAGCAAGUCUGCGGCCACUGCCACGGUUUCAUCCGGCGUCAAUCAAGCUGUAGCCCGUCCGCCACUUCAGGAGCGAUCUACCGUUCCUAAUGUCGUCUUGAACACGAGUAAACCGAGAAAAUCGUCUCCACUCAACAACCCUUCGCUAGACUUUAUGGACCUAGACUCGCCUGCUCGAGGCCAUUUCGCUUCAGCCAGUCCGUCUUUACGAAGCGGUAUCCCUCGAGCGAGUCCUCGAUCCGACACAUUCGCCAAAAACGGGACGCCACUCAGACCUUCAGGACGCCUGGCGACAAAGUCGUUCAACGACCUGCGUGCUCGUGCGAAGUUGGACGCCGAGUCGGUCCCGUCUUCGCCCGUACCUGGUGGAAAUGAUAGUUUGGUCAUGAUGGAUUUGGGUACCCCGGUCGGUCAGAUCAGGUCGCGGUCGCAUCCCAACGACUUUUCAGGCGAGCCUGGAUUCGACCUUGACAAGCUUCAGACUACCAAUUCUGCCAAGUUGAACCAGUCGCUGGCCGAGGCGGCACGACCCGAUUGCAACGAUAUCGAUCUGCUCUUCUCCCGGGGCGAGGGCAAGCAGACCGACUUUGGCGCUCGACUGAAACUUGGUCGACCCGCUCUCAACCAUGCCAACACGACGAUCGCGGGACCGAGGGUCUCUGGGGGCAAGGUGUCCAAGAUCCCCUUACCCACCGCCGAUUUUGUCUACAAGGAGAACGCCACGCCGGCCAAGUGGAGCUUGUCCGACGAUGACAUUCCGAGUCCUUUCCUCAAGCAGACCAUGCCGUCUCGACCCAUCUUGACGGGGACGGCAGCUGGUAGUCCUACACCGCGAGAAAGGAUUAUGCCGAGGUCGUCAGGCCCUACGGACGGUGGGUUCCGACCGACCUCGACGAGGAACUUGCUCAAGGUCGCCAUCAAGAAUCGGCAGAGCGGGGAGAUGAUGAGGCCUGAGGGUCUGAUGUCGCCGAGCGCCUCGACGGUGGAUCGACUGCUUUAG